Messenger RNA from Hyaloscypha bicolor E, 1079 nucleotides. RefSeq names its product ankyrin. The transcript has 4 exons. The coding region runs from base 139 to 714 and encodes 191 amino acids. Gene Ontology annotation, molecular function: protein binding; zinc ion binding. The record is from RefSeq and is a predicted model, not a curated record. NCBI's taxonomy places the organism in Eukaryota, Fungi, Ascomycota, Leotiomycetes, Helotiales, Hyaloscyphaceae.
AGGCGGAUACUAUGGCAAUGCACUCCAAGCAGCACAUGGAGUGAAAACGAGGCUAUAGUUAAGCUUCUACUCGAUCGGGGAGCCGAUAUUAAUGCCCAAGGUGGAGAGUACGGCAAUGCACUCCAAGCAGCAGCAUAUAUGGGGGGAAAGGCUGGGGUUGAGCUUCUGCUCGGCCGAGGAGCCGAUAUUAACAGAAGGGACCCUCAAGGUCGAUUAGCGGUUCAGCUUGCCAUGAGCGGAGAUGAGGCAAGCAUGGUUAAGUACUUAUUGAGUCUUGGUGCAAGCUCCGAUUGGACUUACACAGACAUGCAAGACACACAAGGCUGGACACCUCUCCACUGGGCUUGCCGGAACGGAGACGUCGACACUGUUCAGUUGCUCAUUGAUUCUGGAGCCGACUUACAGAACGAAAACAUGCAGCUAUGGACACCACUUGAUGUUGCAACCUUUUCUGGCAAUGGCAGUCUGGCAUUCACUCUGUCUCGACUACAAGGGUCGACUGGUACAGAGAUGAAGCAAAAAAUACUUGCUCCAGGGUAUGAACAUGAUAUUGGGUGUUAUAGCUGCUUUUUUGAAAUAUGCGGUCCUUGUUACCAAUGCAAGGAUUGUAGAGAAUUUUUCCUCUGCUUCCGGUGUAUUGAAGAUGCUGCAGUUAUACAUGACUCGAAUCACACCUUCAACGCUAUUGAAGAGGGCGAUGUGGAUGGAGAUUGAGGAAGAGAAGUCAUCGAGACGGAGAAUGAUGGGGGGACAAGAUCGGGCAUGGUAGCAAAUUGUUGAAAUUGGUAUGCUGCCAUAGCUAGCUUAUCAGUUCUUCCAGCACCAGGUUCAACCACUAAUUUAGGGUUCUCCACUCUCAUUUGUCAUGCGUCACUCGCCGAGCUUACCAAGCUUACUAGUAUAUCGUCAUUUUGAUUACCUUUGAUUUAUCAGCUAAUUGAUAAUAUAUCGGAGAAAGCGGGCUCGGCAUCACCGGUAUCGCCGAAGGGUAAUAGGAAUAAAUCCCUUACUUUGGAUACUUUUCCUCUGUUUCUAGACUUCACUCUUCUGUAUCUAGUCAUUCUGCAGUCUGUCAACCU